AUGGCAGGAGAAGUUCGCCAGGCGAUUGAUGAAAAGACUUUCACAAAGUUUCUGGCCGACAAUGUCCCUGAGAUCACAUUACCAGUUCAGCUUAGGCAGUUCGGGCUCGGUCAGUCCAACCCAACAUAUCAACUUACUGCCUCCGAUGGCCAGCGCUUCGUGAUGCGGAAAAAGCCGCCGGGAACUCUGAUUUCCAAGACAGCCCACAAGGUCGAGAGGGAGUAUCUCGUCAUCAAUGCUCUCGGGAAGACGGAGGUAGCGGUACCCAAAACGUACUGCUUAUGCGAAGAUGAGAGCAUUGUUGGUACGCCUUUCUAUAUCAUGGAGUUUCUGGACGGUCGCAUCUUUGAGGAUUAUACAAUGCCAGACGUGGAUCAUCAGCAGCGCACUCAGAUGUGGCGCGCGGCUGUAACCACCCUGGCGCGUCUGCACGCCGUAGAUUACAAAGCUAUUGGCCUAGAGAGAUUUGGCAAAUCAGAGAGGUUUUACGAUCGCCAAGUCCAGACAUGGACGACCAUCUGCACAAGUCAAGCAAAGGUGGUGGAUAUGGAGACAUCGGAGCCCGUGGGCCAGUUGCCAUACUUCGAAGAAAUGGCCAGAUUUUUUCAAAACAAAGAGUCGCAACCUCGUGAGCGAACAACAUUGGUGCAUGGGGACUUCAAAAUUGACAAUUUGGUGUUCCACAAAACGGAACCACGUGUCAUUGGCAUAUUAGACUGGGAGAUGGCGACCCUCGGACACCCUUUAUCAGACAUAUGUAAUCUAAUAGCCAACUUCUACACAUCGAGGUUUAAAGGAGCAACGACCUUUGAUGGGUCGAAAUUCAUGCCUGGCUACACGCCCGGGCUUCCGCCGCCAGAGCAGAUCUUAGCAUGGUAUAGAGCAAUGGCGGGCUGGGACCCAGCUCCUGACGUACAAUGGGGCAUGUCAUUUCAUACCUGGAAGUUUGCUGGUAUCUGUCAAGGCAUUGCGGCGCGACAUGCGGCCAGACAGGCGAGCAGCAAGCAAGCCUUGCGCUACGCCGCGACCAGGGUACCGCUUGCGGAGUUUUCUCGGGAGCUGGCGCAAGAUAUAGUGAGCCGCUUAAGGCCCAAGUUAUAA
This is a messenger RNA of Clonostachys byssicola, 1101 nucleotides long. The record is from the annotation of a GenBank genome assembly. NCBI's taxonomy places the organism in Eukaryota, Fungi, Ascomycota, Sordariomycetes, Hypocreales, Bionectriaceae.